This is a messenger RNA of Geodia barretti, 351 nucleotides long. NCBI's taxonomy places the organism in Eukaryota, Metazoa, Porifera, Demospongiae, Tetractinellida, Geodiidae. The record is from the annotation of a GenBank genome assembly.
AUGAAGCUGAUGCAGGUCUCUGGUGAACUCGCGCACCGGCACUACGGAGAGCAUGAGGGCAAACCCUUCUUCACGGAUCUCGUUCAGUUCAUCACGUCGGGGCCGAUUGUGGCCAUGGUCCUAGAGGGCGAGAACGCGGUACAGCUCGUUCGCGCCACGAUGGGGAACACCAACCCGACCGAAUCCGCUCCCGGCUCAAUCCGCGGUGACUACGGCAUGACGAUAGGGAUGAAUCUCGUGCACGGGUCGGACUCGGACGAGUCGGCGGAACGCGAGAUCGGGCUGUUCUUCUCGGAGGACGAGGUGCUGACCUACGAGCGAUGCAUCGACUCGUGGGUCAUUGAAUCCUGA